Haemonchus placei is the source of this 3474-nucleotide messenger RNA. Lineage: Eukaryota; Metazoa; Nematoda; Chromadorea; Rhabditida; Trichostrongylidae. The record is from the annotation of a GenBank genome assembly.
AUGGCUGCUGACCAUCGUCUUGGAGGCCCAAGGAAUGUGGGCUGUGACUCCGAUUUGAUGCAUUCCCUAAGCGAGCUGCUGUCACAAGUCAACGUCUAUGCACAGUCUUUCAAGAUGAUGAGCAAAAUUGAGCAGGCCGAAAUUGCAGCCGCAACAAGAGAACAUCGUGCUCCUCUCAAUAUCCGGAUGGUAUUCGAGAGGCAGGAGCGGACUGAGGCGCCGCCGGUACGAUUGCCUACGGUCAUGAAGUCGCAGUUAUAUAUGUGGGGGAGAAUGAUGACGUGCCGCCUACGAGGAGUUCGGCAGUUCAUCUUUGGAACACCUCUGAAGAACAACUCCAGAAUAUACGCGACAUUGACAAGAUAGGCGAUCCUCUCACAUACCCUCUUCUCUUUUCUACUGGAGAUAGGAUGGGAGCCAUCCAUGACUAAAGAGAAUGGUCUCCGGCUCUCACAACGAGAGUACUACGAGUAUCUGCCUUCAGUGAAGGACCAAUUCAAUCCCAUUCUCCACGCUGGAAAGCUCUUCCAGCAGUUCGCAGUCGACGCUUACGUCAAAAUAGAGCAUAAUCGGCUCAACUUUACGAGAAAGAAUCGGCUCAGACUGCCAUCGGACUCGUACGAAAGUCUGCAGGAUUAUCUGGCCGGUGAGGACUAGCCCGUGUCAUUUUACCGUCGUCCUUUUCGGUGGACCACGCUCAGCAGCAUAAUAUCAGAACGCAAUGGCUAUAGUUGCACGUCAUGGUAAGCCAACUUACUUCCUGACGAUGACGUGCAAUCCACAUUAGAAGGGAAUCCAAGAAAAUCUCUUCAGUGAACGAGCAGCGUCGAAUCGUCCCGAUGUGGUGGCGCUGGUGUUCAACGCCAAGUUGCAGAAACUUUGCUUCGAACUCUUCAAAACACAUGUUUUUGGAGAAGUACAAGCCUGUGUGUGUGUGAUUGAAUCUCAAAAGCGAGGUCUUCCACAUUGCCACAUGCUACUCAUAAUGAAAGAAGAGUGGAGAGUGCGUACGGCGGACGAUGUGGACAGAUCAAUUUGUGCGGAGAUCCCUAACCCUGCAGAAGAACCGGUACUUCAUGCUGCUGUAAUGUCGUACAUGAUCCACAGGCGAUGUGGACAGAGGGACUUUCUUUGUACGCCACCCAAUGGAUCGUGUUCAAGAAGAUUUCUGAAGCAAAUAAGGGAGAGUACCUCAAAGGACGUGGAUGGCUACUCGAACUACCGACGCCGGAACCUGUAUCCCUCCGAAAUCAGUAAUGUUUUAUACGGCGACCAGUGGGUAGUACCAUCAAACCCGUACCUUCUUGCGAAAUCCGAUUGUCAUGUGAAUUUGGAGGUUUGCGGCAUGAUCUCGGCGGUAAAGUACCUCUACAAGAAUGUAUACAAGGGCCCCAAUCGUGCCCGGAUCAAUAUCGAAGGCAGUCGAAAUGGAAACGAAACAACGAAUGUCGAUGAAAUCAAACAACACUUGGAUACUCGCUAUGGGUGCGCCCCAGAAAGCAUGUACAGAAUAUAUACCUUAUACUUUAUACUUAUACUUUCUAUACUUUUUUAGUUGGAAUACCUGAUUCCUUGACCGCACUGGCAUGCCACCUCAUGGGCUGCGUCUCGAGAGAGGGGCAGUAGUUAUGCUUCUGAGAAACCUCCAUGUUACUAAUGGACUUUUUAAUGGAACACGACUGAGAAUCGGGACACUAGGACGUUUCGCACUCGGUUGCAAAUUCAUCUGCGGAGACAGAGCAAACGAACUUGUGGAAAAAACGAGUCCCCUUUCGCUUUCGCAGACGACAAUUCCCUGUGCGAGUAGCCUUUGCAAUGACAAUUGAUAAAGCACAAGGGCACUCUUUCAACAAAGUGGGUGUAUAUCUUCCACAGAAUGUUUUUUCUCACCGUCAAUUACGCGUUGCUCUCUCGCGUGCGAAGACUCUCAGUGGAAUAAGGAUCAAUUAAUCUGAAAAUGCAAUCAAGAACAUCGUAUCUCCUGAAGCUCUACUAUGAUCAUUCUUAGGUAGGAGCAAUAUUAGUGCUUUCACAUGACGAGAUUAUUAUCGAAAUUGCAGAAACGAGAACUUUACCAGAAUCACAUUUCUUCGUCAAAAUCCCAAGACGCUGUUCAUUCUCCUCUAUAAAGUUAGCUAUUUUGCCAGAAUUCGACUUUCUCCACUUCACACACUUCAGCAUGUCAGAAGAGCAACCAACACUUCACAUGCCAUGAUAUGAUAUCAAUUCCCCAGAAUCUACAUUGUAUUUCAGUACCAACAAAUCUGUCCAGUUUGCCGUUAUUUCGCCUGCACACAAGAUACUUCUCAUUAUUCUUCUAUAAAGUGAGUGUUCACUGGAUAUGGGUUUUAAUUUGCAUUUUUAAAAUUUUUCAUGAGCUCAUCGGAGUAACUCACUAUACAGCAACGCUCCAGUCAAUUUUUCGCAAAGUAAAAAUUGCUCUAUUCUAGCAUCAACAUCCACAUCGCCGCCUUUUCGCCUGCACAAAAGAGACUUCUCAUUGUGCCCUUUCAUGUGGAUGUCCACAAACUCCAGUUUGAAUUUUUAAGCUUUCUUGAAAUUCUUUUGGGGUCACUCGUCCCCAAAAAAUCAGAAUCGAUUUCUACUUCAGCUUCAAGAUCUCGCUCCACAUCGCUGUCAUUUCGUUUGUACACCGCAGGCUUUCCGAUGCCUUCUCUGAAGCGGAUGUCCACUGAAUGUAAAAUUUAUUUUGCAUUUAGGAGCUUUCUCAAGUCUCCAAGGGUCAGUAACUACACAGUGACGUUCCAGUCAUUUCCUAUAUGUCACGAUUGCCCUACUUUAGCGUCAACAUCGCCCUCUACGCCUCCGCCAUUUUGCCUGCAUAAAAUAGACUUGCCAUUGUCUUAUCUUGAGUGGGUGUCCCGUAGCUGUAAGUUCCAAUAUGGAUUUUUUAAGUUUUCUCAAAAGUCUUUCAGGAUCAGUCUUCCAUGGAACAUCAAAAUUGAACUCUACUCCAGCAUCGACUUACCUCUCCAUGUCGUCCAUAUUCCGCCUGUAUACCAGAGACUUUCCAUUUUCUCAAGUGGGUGUACACCAGACGAUGAAGUGAUUUUGCACUUUAGCUUUCUGAAGGGUCUUUUAGGGUCACUAUCCAAGAUGUCAGACUUGCUUUACUUAGCAUCAACAUCGCUCUCCACAUCGCUUCCCUUUCGCCUGCACACCAGAGAUUUUCCAUUCUUCUCGAUGUCCAGUGGAUGUAAAAAAUUUCUGCGAUUUUUCAGCUUUUCAAAAAUCUUCAAGAUCAGCCUCUCCCAAAACAUCAAAACUUAUCUCUAUUUCAGCAAUCACGCCUCUAUUCAUAUUUCGUCGUUUUUUCGUCAUCAUAGAGAGAACCUCCAGUCAUUUUUGCUAAAGUGGGUGUCCACUAGCAGUAAAUUUCAUUUUGCAUUUCUUACAAGGAAGGUUUUUCAGGGCGUGGAACGCUUUUCGAAAACGGUUCUUUGCAUGAUAUAG